AUGGAACAAGCGAAAGAAAAAGCUGGAGAAGUGGCGCAAACUUUAGGAAUAGGCGGCGAGAAGUUAAGGCUCGAAACUGAAAUUAACGACAAGUAUUAUGACACAUCAAUCGACAGCUCGAUUGCAUUCGAAACGAAUGCGAAGAACUUGUCGUCAGUAUUUUUCGACCGCGCACAGGAGGAUCUCACCAAUUACAAGAAACGAAUAGAUGAAAAUGCUGAGCGACAACGCGAGCACGCCGAUAUCAUGGCUGAUCUUCAGCGCAAAGUGGAAGAGUAUCGCCGUCGUUUCACAACGAUGGAAUCGCGAAUAACGGAACGUAAAAUUUAUACCGAAUCAUACGGUAUAGAUUUGCCAGAUAUAAAAAUGAAGGACGAACUAUGGAGUGGAAAAUUUCGUAUGAUCGAUGAUAUGUCUGAGGAGGAAUUAUCUAUGCAACUGUCGAAUGAAAGAAGACGAAAUGAAGAGUUGUUCGCACAGCUUGAAGAAGAACGCCUGAAUAACAAUCAACUUCUGAAUGAAAUUCAACGACUUCGAAAGCAUUUUGAAAUAAGUAUACGCGACAAAGAAAGAAUAUUUAUCAACCGAGAAAGGAAUAUUGCGCAACACUUAAGCGAGGAACAACGAAAAAUCAUGGAUUUAUGGACUGAACUUAAACGGGUUCGAAAGCAAUGUACGGAAUAUAAAGAACAAACCGAACGCGAUUUAGAGAAUCAAAAGAAUGAGUUCAUCAAGACGAUACAUAAUGUGACUGAUACGAUGCUAAAAAUGCAAGUCUCUGAAAGUCAAAAGAGGGAGCGCCCACUUUUGUCUGAUGCGACUGGCAAUUUAGAAAUCAGCAAAGAUUCUAUAAUUUAUGAAGCAAUCAGUAAGUUUCAAGAAACUGGUGAUAUAUCCGAAAUGCCACGAAUAAUUCGUGAACUACAUUUGGGAAAAGGUGAUGAUGUUAACCUCCAGUCGGAGAUUCUAAAAAAAUAUGAAGAAAGUGUUCAGCGCAUCGGUGAGCUCGAAGCAAAGGACGAAGACAGUCACUCAAAACUUUUAAUCCUCGAAAGUGAACUUAAAGCUACAAAAGAACGCCUUAACGACAGUCAGAAUGCACUACGGCGGCUUUAUGAUUUAGCUCGGGAAUUCGAACAUAGUCCGGACUCGCAGAAGAGAACUCGAUCAUUUUCUCCAGCCAAAGGUUACGUACCUUCGUCGGAGGUUGUAAGAACAGUGCGAUAUGUCUUGAAUGCGCGAGUCAACGAUAGUUUGGUGCUACAGCGCAAACUCAAUAAUGCCGAAGCUCAGAUUAAUGAGCUGAUCACACAUUAUAAAUCGGCUGAUGAAUCUUGCAGAAGAUUGGAAAAACAGUUGGUAGAAGCUAAACGCGAGAUUUCUGACAGAUGUGAUCAGAUUGCGGAAUUAAACCGAAAAUUGCGAAACGCUGAUGAUUUUAUUAAAACUUUUGAAGACGAAAAAGCGAAUGCGGCGGCCAUUCGUCGAAAACUAGAAGAUGAGAUUAGGCGAUUGAACGAGCACUUCAAGAAAACAUUGGCUGAAAUCGAGGCAAAAGCAGCUGAGGAGGCAGAAGAACGUUUACGUACAAUGGAAGACGAUUAUAAAGCUCGUAUCGCUGAGUUGACGCGACGUAUCGAUACACUUAUGCAGGAACACAAACAUUUGAAGGAUGAGGCCAAUGAACUAAGCAUCAGAAACAGAAAUAUGGAUGUUGAGUAUAAAACUUUAUUACAGAAAAUAGAUGACAAAGACAAAGAGAUCAGGAAGCUAGAAGAUUCGAAAUCAAUGUUAUUAAAAGAAUUCGAUAGUCAACGAGCACGACUCGAUGCCGUCACCAAUGAGAUUGGCAGUCUUCGAUCAAAUUAUGAAAAUGCCAACAAAAGUUCAGAAGCUCAUAUAAUAACUCUGAAUGAAUUGAAACAACAACGCGAUGAUAUCGGAAAGCAGAAAGACAACGUUGCUCGAGAAUUAUCCGAUCUUAAGCGCAAUGUUGACGAUGUUAGCAAAGAACGUGAUGAUGCUCGCAAAGCGUAUCAACGACAACUAGCUGAUGUUGAUAGAUUGAAGGCACAUAUCAGUGAUCUUGAAAACCAGGUAAUAGACAUCUCUCGCCAAAAUGACGAACUGGAUACACAAUUAAAAGCAAAUAAAGCUAAAGUGACAAGCUUGGAGACUUAUUUGCAAGCGGCCAAUAAAGAGAAAGAAAAGUCAAACGCGAUCAACCAGAAGCUUAUUAAGGAAAAGAGUGAAAUUAUGAUAACAAUUCAGAAAAAUGAAACCGACACAAGCUCGCUUAAAGAUCAAGCCAAAAAAUUGGAACAGGAGAUAGAAAAAUUGAGAAACGAAAUUUUGUUAGCGGAUGAAAGGGAAAAAAAUGCAAAUGAGGCUUAUAAACAACAGCUAAUGCUAGCGCGAAAUCUUCAAAAUGAACUGAACGAGCUCCGAGCCGAACUUGAAGAUCUUCAAAAGAUCAAGCUUCAAAGUCCAGAAGUUACGGAAGUUAAACCUCUAUCAGUUGAGCCUGAAAAACCUGGUGACAAGAUUUCUAUUCAUCAUGACACAACUAUAUACGACAUAACACAUACCCAUGUAAAAGAAGUCGAAAACAAGUGGAAGAUUAUUGUUGAGCGCCUCGAAAAUGAAAAAGACGAUCUAGCUAGACAAAUCCAAGGAUUGCAAGAAGAAAUCACUGUAAGGCAAGAUGCUCUUGAUCGACAGGAUAAAGAAAUUGAAGAUCUACAUAAAAAGUUGGAUGAACAAUUUGAUAAAGUGAAAUUAGAGAUGGUCACAAUACAAGAUAAGUAUAAAACUGAUUUCGAUACUGAUAGAGACAAAUAUAAUCAAACCAUCGAAUCAAUGAACAUACAAAUCGACGAGUUGCGAAAUAAAUUGAAUGUUGCUGAGACUCAGCUGAACGACACGAAAAAUCGAGAUGCUCAAUUGGAUAGAGAUAUUAAUGAUUGGAAAGAGCGAUACAACAAAACGAACGAAGAACUUGGGAGAAUACGGGACCAACUGAAUGGUGAGAUUCAACGACUUCAAAAUGAUUUAUAUUCUACUCGCAAUACCUUAAAAACUAUGGAAUCAGAUAAUGAUUCUCUGAAGACACAACUUACAAGUUCCGAAGAAAACUGUAAAUCAUUAAAUAAGACAAUUGCAGAUCAAGCAACGAAACUUCGUGAUUCUAAUUCGCAAAUGAGACAUCUCACUGAAGAAAUUGAUGAUUUGAAGAAAUUACGCGAUAAUUAUGAAGCAGAAUUGGAUAAUGCUACGAGCCGUUUACGAUCAUUAGAAACUGAAUAUGGACAAAUUCAGCUCGAUAGGAAUAAUACUCGAGGGCAACUUGAAAUUGCAUUGAAAGAUAAUGAUUUACUCAAGAAUUCAAUCUCGGUUCAUGAAGUCGAAAUUGAUCGACUGACAAAAAAACUUCAGCAAGCUUCUGCUGAAUUGAGCGAUCGCAUCAAGGAUCUCGAUCAGUUCAAAUUCGAACGAGAGCGAGUUCAAAUUGCAUUGCGAGAAAAAGCCAAAUUGGUUGAAAAUCUAAAUAAUGAAUUACAAAACAUGGAUGCAAAAAUAAAUCGGCUGAGGAUUGAUUUCAGUGAUACAUCCGAUAAAUUAGCGGUUAGCGAUGCUGAACGCGAUUCGCUUCGUGUUGAGUUGGACCGACUUCAUCAACAACUUCAAUUUAGCAAAGAGCAAUUGGCUCGCAAAACAAAUGAAUAUCAGACAGUUAUAGACGAACUUGCGAAUGCACAUCGUUUAUCUGAAGAUGGGCGCGUUAACGCAGUUCACGAUCUAGAAUAUAGCAAAUUGGAACUUGGCGAUUUACAAUCUCGCUUGGACAAAGCUGAUCAAUUAUUGGUGUCCAUGCAGCAAAAUUAUUUGAGGUCAGAAAAUGAGCGAGAACGACUAGCUGAUGCACUUCGUCGCUUUCAGUCUAUUGUAAAUCGUUCAAUUAUGAUUCGGAAGUUCCAAGAAGUGAUCGACAGCGAUAAAGAAAAAUCUGAUGCUUGUAUUUCAGGAAAAGAGGAACAAUUCGAUAUAGCGGGACUUGACACGAAUUUCCAGGCGUUGAUUAAUCGAAUCGAAAAACUUGAACUGGAACGAAAUGAUUAUCGUGAAGCUUUGGAAAGAAUGAAACGAAGAACUGGCGAUGUAAAAUUAAGUAAACGUGAAACAAUUAUCCGGAAAAUUGACACACGUGAGGAAGACGCUGGAGACAAAAAAGCAUUCGAUUUACGUCUGGAGUCUGCUAAACAAUUGCUUCGAUCUCAAGAAGAAAUCUUAAAGCAACGUGAAGAAGAAAAACGAGAUCUCAAGUCAAAACUCGUCAGCCUCGAGAUGCAAAUACGAACAAAGGAAGGUCAAAUUCGUCAUCUGAAUGAUCUUGUAAAAAGCUUGAGAAGUGAUUUAAACAAUGCAAAUGGUGAACUACGUAUAUUGCGCGAUCGGGAAGAACAAUGGGAUGCUUGCAAAUUCCAUCUUGAAAGCAAAUUAAAAGAUCAUGAAGCUGAAUCAAAGAAAAUAACUACAUUAACGGCAAGCUUCGAUGCUGAUCGACUGACGUUGAAUGAGAAGGUGAAUAAAUUAACGAUGGAGUUACGACAGAGUGAGAAUAAAUAUGCUGAGCUGGAGAGUGAUGCCGACCGAUUGCGAAAAGACUUGGAGAGGUCUACUAAAGUUGAAAAUGAAUUAAGGGUUAAAGUUGAUCAAUUAAACCGUGUUACGAAUGAUCAUCAAAUCUUACGCGAUCAAAUCACAGUCUUAAUUGCUAGUUUUCAGUUGCUUAAUGCGGAAAAUGAACUUUCAAAUCUAAAUGGUCGAAAGCAACAGCUAGAAAACGAACUUCUCCUGGCUCGAUCGGAAGUACGUGAAAGCAAGCAACGCAAUAAUGAUGCUGUACAUCGUAUCUCAGAACUUCAGCGACAGCUCGAAGACAUGCUUAAUGAUAAAAAACGUCUGAAUGAUCGUAUUCAAGGUUUAGAGAAGACAGUCGCAUCAUAUAGAACCACAGAAACCGACUUGCGACAGCAAAUUUCUGCUGCUGCAAAUGAACGAAGUUCAUUACAAAACGAACUGUCCGACUUUCAACGACGUCUACUGCGACUCGAAAAUGAUAAGCGGAUUUUGAGCGAUAAAAAUGAAGAUCUUGAAAAAAUUCGAGUCACACUUAUGCAACGAUUAGCAUUGCUUGAAAGUGAUAAACGAGCCAUUGAAGCGAUGAUGACUGAUAUGGCAUUACAGCGGGAAGCAAUUGAACAAUCCUUGAAUUCCUUGGAGCGUGAAAAUAAGGAAUUACAUCGAAACUGCGCUCAAUUACAACAACAAAUUGCUCAAUUAGAAUUAGAGAAUGGAAAUAGAUUAAUGUCUUUGGCUGAUAAGCAAAAAGAAGAACAAGAUAGAAUAGUUAAAACGGUGGCGUUGGAAAAAGCUCAGAUGGAGCGCUUAAUUGAAAAUCGCGAACGUGGUCUUAAAUCUAGAAUAAAACAACUUGAAGCGCAACUUAGUGCGCUACGAGAUCAACUCUUUAGUGAACGAAGGAGACGUCGAGAUUUCUCUGAUAGAGUUUAUAUUUCGGAUUUGAGUAAAACCACUUCUGUUCUGCCAGCGGGAAGUAUUUACAGCGGCUUAACUUUUCCUCUUAAUGAUACUUUUGACAGUUAUUCAUCUUUUGGAUCUUACGGUUCACCUUGGGUCGAUUUUUCUACGAAUAAUGAAUAUACCAAAACUGGAAGUACAGUGAUUACUUUAAAGGAAAGUACAACUCGCCGUAGUCGCAGUCCGGGUGGCACAGGUUCUCCAUUUGCUCAUGAUGAAGGGAUGCAUAGUUACGAAAUAACAAGAAAAGAAGAAAGUGAUGGAAAAUCUACGCAUAUUAGCGAGGAAGCGAUUGUACUGCAACCAUCUCAAGAACUUCAUGAGAGCGGUUCGUUCGAUGGCGCUCAAUUUAAUCGAAUGACUUCUACCAAAAGUAGCAAUACUAAACAGGUUACGAAUAUGUGGAACUGA
This is a messenger RNA of Dracunculus medinensis (Guinea worm), 6012 nucleotides long. The record is from the annotation of a GenBank genome assembly. Lineage: Eukaryota; Metazoa; Nematoda; Chromadorea; Rhabditida; Dracunculidae.